Messenger RNA from Pseudocercospora fijiensis CIRAD86, 1540 nucleotides. RefSeq lists its product as uncharacterized. Bases 44 to 1540 code for a protein of 498 amino acids. The transcript is spliced from 3 exons. Gene Ontology annotation, molecular function: A2-type glycerophospholipase activity. The record is from RefSeq and is a predicted model, not a curated record. Gene Ontology annotation, cellular component: mitochondrial inner membrane. NCBI's taxonomy places the organism in Eukaryota, Fungi, Ascomycota, Dothideomycetes, Mycosphaerellales, Mycosphaerellaceae. Gene Ontology annotation, biological process: cardiolipin acyl-chain remodeling.
AUCCUCGCAUCCUACAGCGCCUACAGGAGCCUUGCCUAAGCCAAUGCUCGCGCGACAACGAGACAAAGAAGCGGCGGAAAGGGAAGGUCGAGCACCGCCGCCCAAAGCACAGUACUUUCCACUUCCCUACAAGGAGGCCGCCUCACAAUGGUGGGCAUCACUUGCUCCCGCGGUGACGGAGCACAAAAUCAUGUCGUUCAUUCCCUACCUUCAACGACCACCGACAGCAGCAGUACCUGAUAGCGAUCCGGCCAGCAAAACUGCCAGCGCGAAUACGAGCGGGCUUAGCGUGGACAAGGCCGGCGAUGCUACCAUCCAGCGAACCAACAGCGUGCACGACCCGUUCGGCCCGCGACAAUGGCAGUCAGAGAUGGUCCAGCUCAAAGGCAAGAACCGCUACUUGAACGAGUUCAGUGUGGAGAGGCUUGGCGAAGAGGUUGACAAUAAUCUGGUCAUGCUGCAUGGUUAUGGUGCUGGACUCGGCUUCUUCUACAAGAACUUUGAAGCUCUAACGCGAUUUCCGAACUGGAAGCUGUAUGCUCUGGAUAUGUUAGGAAUGGGUCGCAGCUCUCGGCCGCCAUUCAGUGUGAAGGCGAAAGAUCGCGAAGGAAGGGCAAGAGAAGCAGAGAGUUGGUUCGUGGAUGCGUUGGAGGAGUGGCGGCAGAAGCGCGGAAUCGAGAAGAUGACUUUGCUUGGCCACUCCAUGGGUGGCUAUAUGGCGGUUUGCUAUGCGCUGAAAUACCCUGGCCAUCUCAACAAGCUGAUUUUGGCUUCACCGGUCGGAAUUCCAGAGGAUCCAUAUGCAGUGAGCGACGAUGCACCGGACCCAGAAUCCAGCACGAUGCAGAACGAGGUGACUCAGUCCGGCGACGAGACUGCAGGAAGAUCGCAAGGCCGACAGCAGCCACCGAGGAGGAAGAUGCCGUGGUGGCUGACAACGCUAUGGGACGCGAACAUAAGUCCCUUCUCUUUGGUCCGAUACGCUGGGCCUCUGGGUCCAAGGCUCGUCUCUGGCUGGACGAGUCGGCGCUUCUCACAUCUUCCUGACGAUGAAGCGCAAGCGUUACAUGACUACUCGUAUUCGCUUUUCCGGCAACGAGGUAGCGGAGAGUACGCAUUAGCACAUAUUCUCGCCCCAGGCGCAUUUGCUCGAUCGCCUCUGAUCCGCCGAAUUCAUGGCGUAGGACGUCAAUUCCUGGACACGCAUACCGGGCCUUCGCCAGACAAUGCCGCGGCAAAUCCAGCGCAGCGCCUUCGCGAAACGGGCAUUCCGAUCGUGUUCAUGUACGGCGAGAAUGACUGGAUGGACAUCAAGGGUGGUUAUGCUUCGGCUGAGAUCCUGAAGGCAGAGCAGAAGAAAGCUCUCGCCAAUGCCACUGAAAAAGAGCGCAAGCUUGAGAACGGAGAUGUGAAGGUGGUCACCAUUCGGAAAGCAGGACACCACGUCUAUCUUGACUCGCCGGAUCAUUUCAACGAGGAAAUGGCACUGGAGAUGGCCGACGUGGAGAAACGGCAGAAGCGUCUUAAUGAUGCUGUUUGA